CCCUCGUGCCUGCACCAUAAACCUCAACACAUUUUGCUACCGCAGCUGUUGUGGCGCAUUCGGCGAGCGGAGAGGUGCGCUCUUUCUGCAGUGACUAUGUCAGAAUUUGCACGGGCUUUUACACAUUGAUCAACGAACAGCGAUCUCGUUUCACUUUGGCAAAAACGGAAUGUUGUCGCUCGCUCCCUCAACAAGGUCGGUUUCCGCACAACUUUGAAGACAUCGCUCACUUACCAUGAGCUGUUUGGAUGUUAUGUACCCAGCCUAUGGACAUUACGCACCGUACGCACCGACCGCUCCUGCUUUUAUUAAUAGCAUACAGGCUCCUACAGGUCUGAGCAGCACUUCUCCUCACUGCCCGGAUUUUAUGGACACUCCCAGGGGUCUCAAAGGGAUGUCUGGGGGCCCAGGCACUGGAGGAUCAACUUCCUCUUCAUCUUCAUCGAGCUCCUCCUCUUCCUCCUACACACCUGCAGCUUCAAGGCCAGAGGAGGGCCCCAAGGAGAAGCAGGAGGCCCCUGAGGCAGAGUACCUGACUUCCCGCUGUGUCCUCUUCACCUACUACCAGGGAGACAUCAGCAGUGUGGUGGACGAGCACUUCUCCAGGGCCCUCAGCUCUUACAUGGUUGGGGAAGGGAAACGACAGGCGCCAGACCAACAGAGCACAGAAACCCCUUCACCCAGCAGCCGACGAAACUUCCCCCCAUCCUUCUGGGACAGUAACUACUCUUCACCUCAAAGUCGCUCCCGCUGUGAAACGGGAACACCCUCCUAUUCAAUGGACCCAUACGCGUCAGGGCUACACCCAGGCCUGCCUCAUCCACAUCCUCAUCCUCACCCACAUACUCAUCCUCACUCCCAUCCUCAUCCUCCAGAGAGCUGGGGAUACCCCCAGGCCCAGGCCUAUGGGCCCCCAAGGCCUCUCCAUGAACUGUAUUCACCAUCAGCCUUGGAGCCCCACUACGGGCCCCUGCUGAUGCCUACAGUGAGGCCACCUCAUCUCCCUACCUUGCCAAGCCACUAUGAUGUGAGCAAACUGGAACCCACUGCCUCCUGGCCCAGCCUGAUUCCCCCAGGAGACGUCAGCCAGACUCUGGCACUCAACAUGGAUGCAGGCCUCCAGCAGCAUAAGAAAGGCAAGGAGCUGUACUGGUUCUAACGAGCCCUUUAGUCACAUUGACCAGCUAUUACCAGAUCCAAUUAGUCCCUGGACCUGCUCUGCUAUUGAAGCAGUGUGUCCCUUUAUCCCCCCCACACACACUUCAUCCUCAUCUAUCCACCCCCUUUCUCUCUGUUCCUGGCCUCCCCUGCCAGUAUACAGCCUUGCUCCAGGUUGACGUGUGUGCACCAUGGAGAUAAAGCAGAGGUGGGGAGGGAAAGAAAGAUGGAGAGAGUGUCACUGCCCAUAAUCUGUGCUGUUGCUCUCUCUUUUUCACCUCUCCUCCACUCCUUCUCCUGUUGCUGCCGGUGCAGCACAGACCUUGGCAAAGUGUGAGCUACAGUGACCUGUUUGGACUGAGAAAGACAGGUUCACAUUGGACUUUUGCAGAGGACAGAGAUAGAGGGAUGGAUGGAGGGAUGGAGGGAUGAAUCACAGCGAGCAGGGCUUUCCUCCAACAUCCUUGUUUAUCUCUGUCUCAUGCUUUUUGUUGGUACAGUGGUUGCCAUCUUCUGUUUAUCUGGAUUUCACAAAUGCAACAUGCAGUGCUAAACAGUAGUAGCAGUUAUGGAGGUUUAUGCUUUGUGAUGGUCAUGAUGCCUUUUUUGGUUGUUAUUAUAUACUGUAAUUUUGCUCUCUGAAAUAAAGUGUUUCUAUUUAUUGGUGUUUAUGUGUAUUUAUAAAAUGUUUGGUUAGGCCCGUGUUCUGAAAAUGUUUUGGUUUAGUUGUUUAAAGAUGUGAAAUGGAGAUUCUCAGUCAUCUGUCAAGGAAUCUUAUGUGGAGAAUAAAGAUAGUUUCUCAAAAACAUAUCAAAAAUUGGUUGCGUUAAGAAAUAGUUUGCACUGAACAAACUAAACUAGUGUGUUCUUUCAAUCUGACGAUGUUUCAUUUCAGUUCUUUAUUUCUGUGUCAUUUUUAGAUGUUUGAAUUUGGACUUUCUAAAUAUUUUU
Messenger RNA from Monopterus albus (swamp eel), 2109 nucleotides. It is a transcript of the gene vgll2b, whose product is annotated as vestigial-like family member 2b. The transcript has 4 exons. The record is from RefSeq and is a predicted model, not a curated record. Lineage: Eukaryota; Metazoa; Chordata; Actinopteri; Synbranchiformes; Synbranchidae. The coding region runs from base 236 to 1159 and encodes 307 amino acids. Gene Ontology annotation, cellular component: nucleus. Gene Ontology annotation, biological process: regulation of DNA-templated transcription.